This is a messenger RNA of Vitis vinifera (wine grape), 5031 nucleotides long. RefSeq names its product cucumisin. The coding region runs from base 2746 to 4986 and encodes 746 amino acids. The record is from RefSeq and is a predicted model, not a curated record. Gene Ontology annotation, molecular function: serine-type endopeptidase activity. The transcript has 8 exons. Lineage: Eukaryota; Viridiplantae; Streptophyta; Magnoliopsida; Vitales; Vitaceae. Gene Ontology annotation, biological process: proteolysis.
AAUAAAAACUAUGGUUUUGAGUAAAAUACGAAUCCAAGCUUGUGGUCCCAAAUAAAUGGGAUAAUUCUAGGCUAGAUUUGUAUAUAUCAAUUGGGGAAUUAAUGAAACCCCCACAUAAAAUCAUUUUUUCAAAACUCAUCUUUGCUACCACCUUUACUACUUGUUGUAAUCAUAUCUAUCUAUUUUUUUAGGAAUUAUAUACAAGAUAUAUGUGAUAAUUGAUUAUUUCGUAUGCUUUGAUAAUUUUUGUCAUGCUAAUUAGAUAACAAGCAUGCUAGGAUUUAUUUAUUUUAUUAUUUAUUAUCUAACCCCUCAUGUCUUGUGGAAGCACGUUACAAGUUACCUAUGCUAUUCAGGUAUGUUUCUUACCUUCAUAUUUUAAUUCCAUAAAUUAUGUAUUGCUUUAUACAUGAUCAUUAUGUAUUGCUUCAUAUGCGAUUCUCAACCUAUUCAACAUAUCUCUUUGAUUGUUUGUUUAGCUUGCCAAGUUUGAUUAAGAGAUUAGGGUAAAAUACAUGUUGUGUGUCUUAUUUUCCAAACUAACCAUUGAUGCCUUGUAAUAGCACUUAAGAAGCAGUUCAGGUACACACCCUAAAUCUUCUUUAUGAUUUGUGAUUGGUUUUAUUGUUUGGCAUGCUAUUUUUUAAAAUCACCUAGCCUACCUAGGUAUCUAAAAUCAACCAAUUAAUUGUCUUAUUUCCCUCAACUUAGUCAGUAGAGACCUUUGUAGGGCUUAGAGGGGUGCUACCUUUUACAGGUACCUUUCCAAUAGGUAACCUGAUCCUCGGACCUAGAGUUGGAUUUUUCAAAGACACGUUUUUCCAAAAACUAUGAGGUCACCUCUUUAGGGUUUUCUUUCUUGUUUUAUUUUCCCUUUUAAAAUAAAAUAAAAUAAGUGGCGACUCCAACUUUUCCAAAACUAAUUUUUCACCAUAUAAAAGCGAGUCUCGCCGACGAGUGGGGAUGCAUGUGAAAAAUGUAGGUCCAUAGUGAUGCCUAAAACAAAUGGGGUUAUUGUGUUUAUCAAUGAAAAAUGGGAGUAUAUACCAACUAGAUUGACCAUUGGUUGGAGAGUUUGUAUAUACCAAAGGAAGUUUAAUGCUGCAAGAACCAAAGACCAAUUUCCCCUAUCAUUCUUGGAUGAUAUGCAUACAUAGUCACCAGCAAUAAGAAUAUAAAUGUAUCCAAAACAACUAGGAAAUGCACAUAUGGACUCAAUAUUCCAACGUUCAAAGACUUCAACUAUAAGGGUAUUAUUAAGAGGUAUAGCCCUACCAUUGUUACAUGAAUUCAUACCAUUGAAAACCCAAUAGCAACUCGUAACCAAAGAGACAAACAUAGAGUUACUUUUUUUUAAAAUGUGGUAUCAAAUUUUAUAGUUUUUCAAAAUGAAGACCAAUGUCUUUGAAGAUAUGCCAAGUUGGUAUUAAUUACUUAAUAUCAAUGAAGACAACUCAAAUGGAACCAUGCUCAUAACUUCCCCUUCAACACAAAAAUUCCAAAGAAAUCCCAAUCUAAGAUGGGAAGGUGGUACUUGGCUUCUCCACAUCUAGAAUGUCUGAAAUUGUUAUGAUGGCAUUCAACAACAAUUGUAGCUCCAGAGAAUUGAAGGGGAGCAUGCUCUUUCACAAAAAAUAAGUUACUUGGCCAUAGAGUGCAUACGAGUUGACAUAUGAUUCUGGUAAUAGUUACUGCACUAUACUACAGAACUAAACAUAUAUAGGUAAGCACCCUUUUUACAUGGAAGAAUUGGUCUCUGUAUUUGGGAUCGAGGAAACCAUGACUUGAAUGCAGGGGCACAAACCAUAUAAAUCAUAACAGGUUCUAGUUUUAUCCUGUAGAGAAACUCAUUCCAAAUUCUUUGUUUUGGUUGUUACAUUAAUCUCUUGUUAAAAACGGAUUUAACAAAGUCUAUGGGAAUAAUUAAUUUUACAGGGGAAAGUCAUCAUGGAUACAGCCAUCCAAAAACUAACAAAUUCCAAUAAACAACAAUAGCAACACCACAAAUCCAAGAACAAAUAAAUACAACAAGAGAUAUAUAAACAUGAGAGGAAAACGACGAGAGAAAAUAAUAUAUGUAAUGUUUGACAUAGAAAACUCGAUCACCAUUGAAACAGCCAUGCAAAAAAGCUCACAAAUACUAACAAACAACUAGUGUAGCCAGUACAAACAAGGGGAUACAAUCAAAGAGAGCAGUUGUAUAUGAGAAAGAGAGAUGAUAACUGUUUGAAUUGUUGGAAGAGAUUUGCAUGUGAAGGCGCAGGUUCAGAAUGUAACGAGUAUUGUUUCAUAUGGAAUGGGGCGAUGAUCACAAGCCAUGUCACAUCUGAAAUGCUGGGGUAAAACCAAUACUAAUGAAAAAUCCCUAUAAAUGACAUGAGAUAUAAUGUUCAUCAGUCACCAACCUCUCCUAACAGCUAUAGGCUCCAAUUUGGACUCCCAAAAUGGCUAAGCAAGAGCUUCUCCCCCUUCUCUACCUUACAUUGCUCGCAGCUUUUGUGUUGAACUGCCAUUCCGAUGAAAGAAAGGUAUAAUCUCUUCCAUUUUGCUUACUUCAUAGCAAAACUUAGGUUCCAUGAGAUUGCACUUUUUGAAUAGAACCAUUUGCUAUAUAUAUUCAGAGUGGCAUUUCAUGGAGUAUUGAGUGACCCACUUAGCCUUCAUCAAUCUCCUAUACCUAAUAUUGAUGAGUGCAUGGCUCACAGCUAACAAACUAAUGGGGUUUCUCAGCAAGCUUAGUUUAACAUGCAGGUCCAUAUCGUUUAUAUGGGAGAGAAGCCUCAUGGAGCUGUUUCAAUGGUAUCUAUGCAUCAUUCCAUGCUAGCAAGUGUCCUUGGAAGUACUGCAUCUGCAAAAGAGUCGCUAAUUUACAGCUAUGGAAGAAGUUUUAAUGGGUUUGCAGCUAAACUUUCAGAUGAAGAGGUUACAAGAUUUGCAGAUAUGGACGGAGUGGUUUCAGUUCUUCCAAACAGCAUGCUAGAGCUUCACACAACAAGAUCAUGGGACUUCAUGGGAUUUACUCAAUCCCAUGUUAGAGAUUCCCAAGGAGGAGAUGUGAUUAUUGGGCUGCUAGAUACAGGAAUUUACAAUGUGAAUAAAAGUCUGACGGAAUUGUCGAAAUACCACAGCAAGAUCAUUGGAGCUCGCUACUACAAUAGCUAUAAUGAGUAUUAUGAUGGAGACAUCAAAUCUCCAAGGGACUCAGAGGGACAUGGGACUCACACAGCUUCAACAGCUGCGGGCCGAGAGGUGGCAAGCGCAAGCUUCUACGGCUUAGCUCAAGGACUUGCCAGAGGUGGAUACCCCAAUGCAAGAAUUGCUGUGUACAAGGUUUGUUGGGUAAGAGGAUGUGCUGCUGCAGAUAUACUCGCUGCGUUUGAUGAUGCCAUCGCAGAUGGGGUCGAUAUCAUAUCAGUUUCCCUUGGAUUCACCUUCCCUGAACCUUAUUUUGAAGACGUCAUAGCAAUUGGAUCUUUCCAUGCAAUGGGACAAGGGAUAUUAACCUCAACUUCUGCAGGAAACGAUGGUCCAUGGUUGGGUUGGGUCAGUAAUUACUCGCCUUGGUCGCUGACUGUAGCUGCCAGCAGCAUUGAUAGGAAAUUUGUUUCCAAAUUGGUUCUUGGCAAUGGACAGAUCUUCUCGGGAAUUGUCAUCAAUAACUUGGAGCUCAAUGGAACAUAUCCUUUAAUCUGGGGAGGAGAUGCAGCAAAUGUUUCUGCCCAAGAAACCCCUUUAAGUUCAGCAGACUGCCUUCCUGGGGACCUAGAUUCACGCAAAGUCAAGGGAAAGAUUGUUCUCUGCGAGUUCCUUUGGGAUGGAUCUGGUGUUAUCAUGGCAGGAGGAGUGGGAAUCAUAAUGCCCGCCUGGUAUUUCAAUGACUUUGCCUUCACUUUUCCCUUGCCAGCAACACUCCUCCGCAGACAAGAUAUGGACAAAGUAUUGCAGUAUGCUAGAUUUUCCAAGAACCCAAUGGCAACAAUUUUGGUUGGUGAGACUAGGAAGGAUGUAAUGGCUCCCAUUGUUGCCUCCUUUUCAUCCAGAGGCCCCAAUCCCAUUUCUCCUGAUAUUCUCAAGCCUGAUCUGACUGCACCUGGUGUUGAUAUCCUCGCGGCCUGGUCACCCAUUGUAUCUCCAUCAGAAUACGAGCGUGAUACCAGGACCGCCCAAUACAACAUAAUCUCCGGCACAUCCAUGUCUUGUCCACAUGCCAGUGGAGCAGCAGCUUAUGUGAAGUCCAUCCACCCAAGCUGGUCUCCUGCUGCCAUUAAAUCUGCACUCAUGACCACAGCUUAUGUGAUGGACACAAGGAAGAACGAGGACAAAGAGUUUGCUUACGGUUCUGGCCAUAUCAACCCGGUGAAGGCGGUGGAUCCUGGCCUAAUCUACAACACAUCUAAGCCAGAUUACAUCAACUUCCUAUGCAAGCAGGGUUACAACACCAGCACAUUAAGACUCAUCACGGGUGAUGACAGUGUUUGUAAUAGCACUAAACCUGGGAGGGCAUGGGAUCUGAACUAUCCCUCAUUCUCACUGGCCAUAGAAGAUGGGCUAGAUAUCAUGGGCAUUUUCAGUAGGACAGUUACAAAUGUAGGAUCGCCAAACUCAACCUACCAUGCUAGCGUCUACAUGCCCAAUUCUAUUGAGAUUGAGGUGGAGCCUCCUGUUCUUUCAUUCUCAGCAAUUGGAGAGAAGAAAUCCUUUACAGUGAGGGUGUAUGGACCACAGAUAAAUAUGCAACCAAUCAUAUCAGGUGCUAUCCUCUGGAAAGAUGGUGUCCAUGUGGUGAGGGCUCCGCUCGCGGUUUACACAGUCCUCCCAUCAGUAACUUCCUCAUAUGGAAAUCCCUCCAAGCAAACAAAGAGAUCAAACCUGAAAGCUUCUAGCCCCAUGAAGAAAUCAGACCUGAAAGGCUCCUAUAUAUUACAAAAAUGGGAUUUUUUAGGUGGAACUGCCAAACUGAUCACCUCCACGAUCCAUCAAAAAUAACACUCGUGUAAUCCCAGUCAAGUUUUCAUCCAAAUGUAUGUCUUC